Malania oleifera is the source of this 414-nucleotide messenger RNA. RefSeq lists its product as uncharacterized. The transcript has a single exon. The record is from RefSeq and is a predicted model, not a curated record. The coding region runs from base 1 to 414 and encodes 137 amino acids. NCBI's taxonomy places the organism in Eukaryota, Viridiplantae, Streptophyta, Magnoliopsida, Santalales, Ximeniaceae.
AUGGUUCAUAAAGGACAUAGGAAUAUCCCAUCUGCACCACCUUCAUCCUCAUCUAUCCACACAACUUCAGUUCAACUUGCUGAAGACACUCCUUCAUGGUUUGUUCCAUUUUUCAACCAUUAUACGACAUUCAGUGGUGAUAUGAGAUCUGGUCUUGGUAUUUUGCAAGAAAAGGUUACGUCCAUAGAAACCCACUAUUCACAAAUUGAUAAAUGGGUUGAAAAGAUUGAGCAACAAUUAGCUAGCUCCUCGAAAGGAAAAUCUCCUAUGAGUAUCAGCUCUGCUACUUCUAGUGAGGAUGAAUCUAGAGAGCAAGAAGAAGGAGAAGAUGACAGUGAUCAAGAGGAAGGACAGAAUGAAUCUGAAGAACAAGAAAAAGAAGAUGAAAGUGAAAAUAUGGAAGCUUCUGACUGA